Molecule: messenger RNA, 1874 nt
Organism: Cariama cristata (Red-legged seriema)
Lineage: Eukaryota; Metazoa; Chordata; Aves; Cariamiformes; Cariamidae
Gene: USP24
Product: ubiquitin specific peptidase 24
Exons: 15
Coding region: 25-1407 (460 amino acids)
Source: RefSeq, a predicted model, not a curated record
GUAAAGCAUCCAUAUUAUCCAUGCAUGGCAAAGGUGAGCUUACAGCUGGCAGUCCAGUUCCUCUUCCAAACCUAUCUCCGAACCAAGAAGAAACUCAGGGCUGAUACAGAAGAAUGGAUUGCCACCAUAGAUGCACUGCUCUCCAAAAGCAUUGAUGCCUGUCAGUGGUUAGUUGAAUAUUUCGUCGGGCCAGAGGGCCGGGAGCUUGUAAAGACUUUCCUCCUGGAAUGCAGUGUAAGAGAGGUGCGAGUUGCAGUAGCCACUAUUCUUGAAAAAACCCUCGACAGUGCCUUGCUUUAUCAGGAGAAGUUAAAAACUCUACAUCAAUUAUUGGAGGUGCUACUUGGUCUACUGGAUAAAGAUGUACCUGAAAACUGUAAAAACUGUGCUCAGUACUUUUUGCUAUUCAAUAACUUUGUACAGAAGCAGGGUAUAAGGGCUAGCAGUCUUCUUCUCAGACAUUCUGCUUUGAGGCACAUGAUCAACUUUCUCCUUGGCCCCAACCGGCAGAGUAACCAGAAUCGCAGGUGGAGUUCAGCACAAGCACGUGAGUUUGGAUAUCUUCACAAUACUGUAGCGCUGCUCGUUUUGCAUUCUGAUGUCUCCUCACAAAGAAACGUUGCUCCUGGUCUCUUCAAGCAGCGUCCACCUCUAAGCAUCACCGCUUCAGGUCCGCUUUUGAUGCUCCAUGAAGAAGUGGAAGCCUUGUUAUUCCUGUCUGAGGGAAAACCCUACUUAAUGGAGGUGAUGUAUGCAUUACGAGAGCUAACUGGAUCUCUGUCAGUUCUCAUUGAGAUGGUGGUGUACUGCUGCUUCUGUAACGAGCACUUUUCCUUUACUGUGCUACACUUCAUCAAGACUCAGCUGGAAACUGCUCCACCUCAUGAACUGAAAAAUAUAUUCCAGUUACUCCAUGAGAUACUGGUUAUUGAAGACCCAUUACAAGUAGAGCGCAUCAAAUUUGCCUUUGAAACUGAAAAUGGUUUAAUAGCCUUGAUGCACCACAGCAACCAUGUGGACAGCAGCCGUUGUUACCAGUGUGUCAAGUUCCUCGUUACUUUGGCUCAGAAGUGCCCUACUGCAAAAGAUUAUUUCAAGGAGAAUUCCCACCACUGGAGUUGGGCAGUGCAGUGGCUACAGAAAAAGAUGUCUGAACAUUAUUGGGCUCCACAGAGUAACGUAUCCAAUGAAACAUCAACUGCAAAAACCUUCCAGCGCACUAUUUCAGCACAGGACACGCUGGCCUAUGCCACAGCCUUGCUGAACGAGAAAGAUCAGUCUGGAAGCAGUAAUGGGUCAGAAAGUAGUCCAGCCAACGAGAACGGAGAGAGGCGUCUGCAGCAGGGCUCAGAGUCUCCUAUGAUGAUUGGUGAGCCUAAAAGUGACCUUGAUGAUGUUGACCCAUAGAGGAUACCUAUGAACACAAGAACAGAUCGACUCAAACAUUUAAUGCCUGGUACCUACUGAAACUGGAGUCCCGUUGCUUAUGGCGUUAGAAGAGUCUGGAAGAGAAGUGGCUUUAUAGGAUCGGAGGCAAUACCCGAGGAGGUUGUUUCCCUGAAAGCUAAAAGCAUUUUUUAGCCACGAAGGCUUCAGAUCAAUAAAUGCUCUAGAAAACUGCGUCUUUACCUGCAGUAGCUUAUGACAGUCCAGACACCGAAAACAGUUUGUCAAGAAGAUUUUAUCAAAUACACAAACGCUAGUGGUUGAAUUUUUAUGUGAACAUUAAAUGAGUGAAUGUAAAACUGUUGCUUUUCUGUGAUGCUGCAAAAAAAUUCUUUUGGUUUUUAUACAGGAAAAAAACGACGACAGACUGCCCUUAUGUAUGGAGGGCAAAUUUUUAAUCUUUCUGAUAAUAUUGAAUAGGAAUAUUC